CGUAUCAAGCAAUCAAUCGUUUCGCAAUAAUGAUUUUGUUUGCCGUAGUUUUCAUUAUAUCCGGCGCAACUGUUUGUGUUCACGCCCUGCCGCCGGAUGAGCAACAUCUACUUCGUCCUUGGUGGAAUGGAAGAUUUCCGUCCAGCGGUCGCAUAGUUGGAGGAUACGAUGUCAAUAUAACCGAUGUUCCUUUUCAAGUCUCGCUAAACUAUGGCUGGGGUCACACCUGUGGAGGAUCGAUCAUCAGUAGCCGGUGGGUUUUGACCGCAGCUCAUUGCAUCAACUCCGGCAGUUUGACGGUUCGCGUAGGCUCUAGUCGGCAUGCUCAAGGUGGGCGGCUGGUUAAGGUUGCUAGAAAAGAAAAACAUCAAAAGUACAAUUCCAACACCAUUGAUUACGAUUUUGCCCUUCUUGAACUGAGUGAAGACUUGGAGCUGACUGAUGAGAUCUAUCCGGUCGACCUACCAGAACAGGACGAACCAGUUACCGAUGGUGCUUGCCUGCAGGUUUCCGGCUGGGGUAAUACUCAAAACGCGAUGAGGAUUAGCAAAACUUUAAGAGCCGCCAAUGUACCGGCUGUCAAUCUGGAGCAGUGUGCCAAAUCGUACGCUUCUUUUGGGACAAUAACACCCCGUAUGCUUUGUGCCGGCUUCGAGGAAGGAGGAAAAGACGCCUGCCAGGGUGAUUCCGGUGGUCCGCUGGUAGCGGGAGGAACCCUAGUCGGUGUGGUGUCUUGGGGGCUAGGAUGCGCUCGGCCAGGGUAUCCGGGAGUGUAUUCGCGCGUAGGUGCGGUUCGUGACUGGGUGCGUGAAGUAAGUGGUGUGUGAAUAGAUAAUAGCAAACUCUUCUUGACGUCGUGAAGGUUAAUAGGAUAACCAGUCCGAAUUACGUCGAUUGUCUCGGAAGAAUAACUUAAUUUUAUAUUUGACCACCGCGCUAUUCGAUAAUCUGUGCAACAAGGAACAAAGAGUAGAACCCAGCGCGAUUGUAGGCUUAAAACAAAUUUACGUGUGCCUACGUAAAUAUUUUCGAUACAUUUUACAUAUACCGAAAUCAAAAGUGAGCUAUGAAGAAGAAAACAGGAACAGUUUAAUACUUAAUUCCGGUAUUUUUAGGGAAACAAAAAUAAAUAAUAAGCUUUAUGCAAACAAACAAAAAAUCGCAUUUGAAGUCCCUGA
Molecule: messenger RNA, 1178 nt
Organism: Wyeomyia smithii (pitcher-plant mosquito)
Lineage: Eukaryota; Metazoa; Arthropoda; Insecta; Diptera; Culicidae
Product: trypsin 5G1-like
Exons: 1
Coding region: 30-827 (265 amino acids)
Biological process (GO): proteolysis
Molecular function (GO): serine-type endopeptidase activity
Source: RefSeq, a predicted model, not a curated record